CUUUAUUGGUAUGUUUUAAAACGUUAACAUAAUGUUUAGAUGCCCUAUUGUCGAUAUCCACGAGACUUUUGGAAAAUCGUAUAGUAGUACAAAUUUGAAAUAGAGAUUAGAAAUAAUAGCGAAGAAUAAAAUGUCGGAACCACCUGAAGGUAAACACUCAGGUAACGAAAUAAUGGAAAGCAUUAUUCACCAAUCGCUGCCAUUUACCAAGAAAAACAAGUACUCAGGACCGGGAAUAAUAUGCAGCGUCGACGGUAAAAUGAUAAUUAAUCUGGAAGACAUCUGCCCGCCUGUUCCUCUUUACGACGCUUCCAGAGGCAUGCAUCAGGAAUUUCUGGUGUAUGCCGUCGAAACGGUUGAAGGCGACGGAGCACCCGAUGAUAGACUCGUUUUCCAUACAGAAGACGAAGACAGAAAAGAUUUUUUCAUCGACAUCAUGACGAUCCUUUCCAUACAAAUUGUAGUAACGUUUUCCAUAGUAUUCGCCUGCUUCUACAUAGAUGAGUUGAGAAAGAUAAUAUCAGCAUCUGAAUUGGCGACUUUAUUAGUACUGUCAACAGAAUUUUAUCUGUUUGUGGCGUUGCUUUGCUCGAAAAAAGCUAGGCAAAAUGUACCACUCAAUUUCAUCAUACUGGGUUCGUUUACUCUAUGCACGAGUUACCUUAUAAGCAUCACACACGCCAAAUUCAGCACUACGAAACUGUUACUAAUAAGUUUGAGCGUAACCGUGCUCAUAGCCAUGCUGAUAUCAUUGCUGUCCUGCAUGCCCUGUUGCGAUAUUACCGGCCGAUAUUUGCUGGUUGAUACUCUACUGAUCAGCGGAGUGGUGCUGUUUAUACUCGGGUUCGUGUACUAUUGGGCCACCGGAGGUACCAUUGUCUUGUACGCUUUCGUGUGUUUGUUCUUACUGUUAACGUCUGUGUCUCUUCUACACCAGUUUCAGUUGUUGCUGGGAAAAGGAAAGUAUGCUAUACAUACUGAUGAAUACAUUUUAGCAUCGGUGACUCUCUACAUACCGUUGGUUAUUUUAUUCACGGCUUUACCCAUAAUGAUGGCAGGUCCACCGAGGAAAUAAAUGUCUUGCUAUAGGUGAUUAUUG
Molecule: messenger RNA, 1099 nt
Organism: Phyllotreta striolata
Lineage: Eukaryota; Metazoa; Arthropoda; Insecta; Coleoptera; Chrysomelidae
Source: the annotation of a GenBank genome assembly